UGGACUGUUUACUAUGCAGUUGUAUCAUUGUGAAACCUGUUAAGAUUCUUCGUUGGCAAACGGUACUUCCUUGAUAAUAUAUUCUAUACGAUACGGCUCGGUAUUACCAUCAGUUGUGUCGCUACAAGAACAGUGUCAUCGCUCUUUAAAAUGAAUAUGUUAUAUUGCUUUUUUUGCAUUAUGCUACUUCCAAUUCUAACAAUUUAUGGUGACGAAAUCUCAGAGUGCAAAUGUAAAGACGGAUUUUCUGCAGUCAAAGACGAGCAUGGGAAUGUAUAUUGCCAAGGAGUCGUACUAAAGUCCAUACUGCCCUGCAACAUUGUAUUUAAACCGGACUGUGUCUGCAGUGUUGAAGCUACCAGUGUAGUUCAAGAUUCGUCAGGUACUUGGUGUGGUCGAUUUAUUGACGGAAAAGAAGACAGAAGGUGGGAAUGUGAAAAUAAAGCAGAAUGGGAAACUUUUUACCAGGAACAUCCAGAGGAAAAACCAAAGCAAAAUAAAAACUAGGCUAUGCUUGCUUUGAAAUUUGUUAUGAUAUUUUUUACAUAUUUAUUAAAUAGUGUUAAAUUUUU
Diabrotica virgifera virgifera (western corn rootworm) is the source of this 572-nucleotide messenger RNA. RefSeq lists its product as uncharacterized. The transcript has 3 exons. The record is from RefSeq and is a predicted model, not a curated record. NCBI's taxonomy places the organism in Eukaryota, Metazoa, Arthropoda, Insecta, Coleoptera, Chrysomelidae. Bases 151 to 507 code for a protein of 118 amino acids.